This is a messenger RNA of Lecanosticta acicola, 3081 nucleotides long. The record is from the annotation of a GenBank genome assembly. Lineage: Eukaryota; Fungi; Ascomycota; Dothideomycetes; Mycosphaerellales; Mycosphaerellaceae.
AUGAGCUGGAACCUGCUUGAGCGUUUCAUCGAGUCCGAGCACUUCAACAAAGACCCAUCCCUCACCGUCGCCUACCUUGCGUGAGCCCGCCUAUACCAUCCUCCCCACGAACACUCAGAGAGACAUGCUGACGCCUGCGCAGUCGGUACGCCGAGCAUGUCGGCAUUCACUAUGUGCUCUGCUCGAAGUUGCGCGGCUUCAGCUACGAGGAGAUCGAAUUCUUCCUCCCGCAGCUCUGCCACCUGGUCAUUUCCAUCGACAAUGAGUCCAUGGCGCUGGAGGAGUUCUUGAUUGACCUAUGCGAAGAGUCCGUCAACGGCGCACUACUGGUGGGUCUAACAAUGCAACAGAACGCCAGCACUAGCUAAUGAGCAGUUCUAGACCUUCUGGCUCUUCCAGACCUACCUACAUGAUUUAGGGAACGUACCAGCUUCGAAUGCCUUCCAAACAUGUCGUCGAAUAUACAAUCGAGUCCAGCGGAUAGUGUUUGGUAGCGGAGAGCCUUUGCGAAGAGAGCGAAUACAAGAGAACGUGCUCCCAGUGACGGUCUUGUCGAGCCUGCUAGUGGCUAGUAUUGGGCUACCUUUGCUGCCACAAUAUGCCGGGCCCUUGGCUAUCGCACAAGCAAGAAGACCACGCCCGAUUGAAGACAUGAUAUCGGACACCCCUAUCGCUGUGCAGCAACUGGGCAGAAGCGCCACGGUAUCGGGAGCGAGUAGUGCUUCGAAGCGGACACGACCAGUAUCUGGAGAUCCGAGGGAACGGGUGCGGCGCAAAUCUAGGAAACCGCAGGACAUCCAAACAAACGGAGCUAAGCUAUCGGCCUCCCAACCAGGCACGCCGGCACUUUCGACUCCAGAUGCCCGCAAACUGUCUCCUCAUCACCGCGGUCACUCACUAGCUGUUUCUAAAAGCAGCGAGGCUCUCGUGAAUCCUUCAUCCACGGCGAACAUCCAAAGGAAGUCAGGCGUACCGGCAGCGAGCUUACCUACCUCACCUGGAGUUCCACGGCGCCUUAUUGAAGGGGAACUUCCACGUCGGCACUCGCAAACCACACGUCCCUCCCUACCCUUGGCCAUGCCGAGAAGCCAAAAGAUUCGGACAUUGCGGCAGAACUACUUCCGCAACCAGUCGCAGUUCCUCACAGCUCUCGAGGGCAUAUCGAACAGACUAGUCUCGGUUCCAAAGCCUGCUAGGCUGAGUGCACUCCGCGCGGAAUUGGGCCUCAUUGCACAGGAUCUCCCUUCAGAAGUUGACAUACCUCUCAUCUGUCCUGCCACUCUGGUUGAUGGCUCUGCGAGUAGAAGCCGUCAUCACCGCAUCGUCAGGCUCAACCCAGCUGAGGCAACGAGUCUCAACAGCGCUGAAAAGGUGCCAUACCUCCUCAUGCUAGAGGUACUUCGCGAAGACUUUGACUUCGAUCCAAAUAGCCAGCAAAAUCAAGAGCUCCUAGCAAAACUUUCAUCAGAGAGAGGGUUGCCAAAGCGGCGGCUUUUCGAUACGACUGAUGCUGCCCGGGAAGCGGCUAUCCAAGCUCCUUAUGGCGAGGGCCAAUCCGACAGCGUUCUAGAGCCUACGAAUGGAGAUCUUUCAAGUGCAUCGCUCUUACAGGACCUCGAUGAUAUCACCAAGAAUUCGAAAGGUAGUCCGCGAACUCGACCUCAGCAUAGCGGCAAGGAGCCUCCUCGAUUGUCGAGCGGCGUGAGCACCAUAUCUACGGUAGCGAGCUUACCAACUCCGCGCGACUCGGAAUCGCUAUCCAGUAAACCGAACGGAUCGCCAUACCUCCGACCUCAAAAUUCAAACCAAGCCGAUGUCUCAGCGCUCGCUGACCACAUGCGGACAGCAUCGCAAAUGCUCGCACAGCUUGAGCUGAGCGCAGCGAAACGACCAAAAGCUGAAGUAGCUGCUAUCAGAACGAGGAUCAUUGCGAGCAUGCAGUCUCUGGAGGAGCAAAGUUUCCUUGCAGAGGACAUACAAGCGCCUAGCUUUGAGACAAUCAUGGCCAAAUCUGGACACACCGUGUCCGAAGAGACUGAGGAAGAGUCGGAGGCAAAUAUUGAAGGUCCAACCGACCCGAAGCUGAACACUGGCAAAGGUGCUGACCGAAUGGAGAACGAUGCCAUGACUGGAGGUAUCCAACGAAAGGGCGACCGGGAUGACCCAUCCGCGGCGACUUUUGGAGAAGCGUGGGAGCAGAAGAAGGAGCGCAUCAGACGCUCUUCGCCUUACGGUUGGAUCAAGCACUGGGACCUCGUCUCCGUCAUCGUAAAGACCGGCGGCGACCUUAGGCAAGAAGCAUUUGCCUGCCAGAUGAUUGCUGUCUGCUCCAAGAUCUUCGCGGAACACAAUGUUAACGUGUGGGUAAAAAACAUGCGGAUUCUCGUGACUGGCGAGACGUCAGGCCUCAUCGAAACCAUUACCAAUGCAGUCUCGUUGCACUCUUUAAAACGGUCGUUGACACUUGCCUCGAUCGCCACGGGUGCGAAUCCAAAGAAAAGAAUUGCUACCCUGCAAGAUCACUACAUCAAGACCUUUGGCGACGCGGAAUCAACUGCGUACAGACGAGCAAUCGACUGCUUCGUCCGCAGUCUCGCGGCAUACAGCAUCAUCAGCUACGUCUUGCAGCUCAAAGAUCGACACAACGGCAACAUCUUGAUCGACUCGGAUGGCCACGUCAUUCACAUCGAUUUUGGCUUCAUGCUGUCCAAUUCGCCUGGUAAUAUGGGCUUCGAAGCUGCACCCUUCAAGUUGACGUUCGAAUACGUCGAGCUUCUCGGCGGCCAAGAAGGUGAGGCGUUUGUUCAGUUUAAAGAACUGAUGAAAGAUGCUUUCCAAGCCCUGCGCCGUGAAGCCGAACGCAUCGUUACGCUUGUCGAACUCAUGGGUCGAGAGAGCAAGAUGCCUUGUUACGGCGGCGGUGUGAUGAAUGUCGUGUCGGCGUUGCGAGCAAGGUUCGUUCUGGAGAAGAGUAAAGAAGAAGCACGAGAUUUUGUGGAGGAAUUGGUUGCGAAGAGUGUUGGAAGUUACUACACCAGGCUUUAUGAUACGUUCCAGUACCGGACGCAAGGAAUUUACUGA